CAUUCUCGUGAACCUGGAUUUCCUCCUUUGCAUGAUGCGCGCUUUAUGUUGUCAACUCUCGAGUGUCACCUUGAAUGGAAGCCUGUGCUUUUACGUUGAAUGAAUUAUUCCUGUUACCCACGCCGACGUGCAAACGAAAUGGAUAUUAACUUGCAAUUCUGGAAAAGCGAGGGACAGUCUUUCCUGGACAGACUUUGCCUCUGGAUGGACAUUCUUGAUCCAGUCUACUUCCUCACCUCUGAUGCUGAAAUUCAGAAAGCACGUUCUCUGCUCAGAAGUACAGAAGAUCAGAAGAGAGAGCUAGAUGAUGCAUGGAGGCUGAGCCUGUCGUCUGUUCACUCCGACACCGGUGCCAUUCUUCCAACGAUAUUCCGGCCUUCAGCAUUCUUUCCUGUUGCUAUACCCCUGGUCUUGGCCAGCUUACUGCCACUCAAAGGGGUAAAGCUUGCUUUACUCUCGCAGUUUCCAUUGCAGUGUUACACUGCUGGAUUUAAUUACUGCAACAGAAAUGCCACUGGCAGCAAGGAAAAGAUGACACGGGAACGAAAGGCUUUGAUGGCCGGAACAGUCGCGCUUACGACAUGCGCGGGGGCGAUUCCUCAGAUUGUGAUGACGCACUACGGCCUAAAAACCAGACCUGUCCAGAUGUUCUGUAGAACAGUGUUGCCUGCUCCACUGGCAGCCCUCCUCGCUUUUUUCAGUGUGCUGGUUGUGAGGGGUGACGAGUCCAGGCAUGGCGUCCGGGUAUUCGAUUCUCACGGAAACUGUGUUGGAAUCUCACAGAAUGCCGGCUCCAAGGCUGUGGCUGACACUGCCCUGACCAGGGCAGCUCUGAUGGGCACCACUACUGCCCUGCCCGGCCUGUUUAUCCGGGUCCUGCGGAGGGUCAGCCAGCAGAGGAAUCUGUGGCUGAUGGCACCGCCCGAGGCCCUUAGUGCCGUCCUGGCCCUGAGUGUCAUGAUUCCCGUCUCCUUCAGCCUCUUCCCCCAGCUCUGUACGAUUCCAAAAGUCUACUUGGAGCCUAAGCUCCAGGCAGCCACAGAAGACCAACAGCUGUUCUACCACAGAGGACUCUGAGAGGAGAAGUCGAAAUGGCCGUUUUCUAAAUAAAGAAGUCAGUUUAUCGAGUCACCCACAGGGCUAACUGCAUUUCCAAAAAAAUAAACUCAAAAAGUGGCAGGAUUUCACACUGUAAGACUGUAAACCAGCUCACUGUGUUUAUUUGUUGGCAGGUACACUCAUUUUGCUCUGUGUUUUUGCAAAUACGUUGACCACAUUGCAUAAUUUAUGAAUUGUUUGACUAGACCCACAUUUUCAGUCCCAUCGAUUGAAGAAUUAUGAUAAGAAACUACUGAGGUGUGGCUGACACGGCUAGAGUGAAAAGCCUUUGUAUUGAAGUCAUAUUUAAUGCAUGUACAAUAAAAUCAGAAUAUGUAAAGUGACAGUCUGACAAA
This is a messenger RNA of Conger conger (European conger), 1454 nucleotides long. It is a transcript of the gene sfxn4, whose product is annotated as sideroflexin 4. The coding region runs from base 100 to 1077 and encodes 325 amino acids. Gene Ontology annotation, biological process: monoatomic ion transport; mitochondrial transmembrane transport. Gene Ontology annotation, cellular component: mitochondrial inner membrane. The transcript is spliced from 14 exons. Gene Ontology annotation, molecular function: monoatomic ion transmembrane transporter activity. The record is from RefSeq and is a predicted model, not a curated record. Lineage: Eukaryota; Metazoa; Chordata; Actinopteri; Anguilliformes; Congridae.